Messenger RNA from Colletotrichum phormii, 1650 nucleotides. Its product is annotated as amidase. The coding region runs from base 1 to 1650 and encodes 549 amino acids. Lineage: Eukaryota; Fungi; Ascomycota; Sordariomycetes; Glomerellales; Glomerellaceae. The transcript has 4 exons. The record is from RefSeq and is a predicted model, not a curated record.
AUGGCUUCCCACCGCCCAAUGAUAAUUCUGGCCCUGAUCUGGCUGAGGAUCUUCGGCAUCGCGACAUGCCUUACGACGAUCAAGGGUAUUCCGUUUCCCGGCCUGAUAGAUGUGACUCUCGACGAAUUGGCCGAGGGUCUUGAAAACGGCCUCUUCACGAGCGUUGACCUUGUCAACGCCUAUCUCGGUCGCAUCAACCAAGUGAACAGCGCGCUCAAUGUCGUGACUGAGUUGAACCCAGAUGCUCUCUCUAUUGCCGCCGAUCUGGACUCGUCGCGCGCCAAUGGCACAAUCAAGGGUCCGCUCCACGGCAUUCCAAUCCUCAUCAAGAACAACAUCGCGACUGCCGACCAGAUGAACAACACUGCUGGUUCGUGGGUGUUACUGGGUGCCAAAGUUCCCCAAGAUAGCUUCAUGGCGAAGAAGCUGCGAGAUGCCGGCGCGAUCAUUCUCGGCAAGACCAACCUCAGUCAGUGGGCCAACUUCAGGAGCAACAACACGAGCAACGGAUGGUCUGCGUACGGAGGUCAGGUAUACGCUGCUUACUAUCCUCAGCAAGAUCCGAGUGGGAGCUCCAGUGGUAGUGGUGUGGCCUCAGAUCUUGGCCUCGCACUUGCUGCCUUGGGCACCGAGACCGAUGGUUCGAUUGUAUCACCCUCUCAGCGAAAUAACCUGGUCGGUAUCAAGCCAACCGUUGGCCUAACAUCCCGUCACCUCGUAAUUCCCAUCAGUGAGCAUCAAGACACCAUCGGCCCUAUGGCCCGGACCGUGAAGGAUGCCGCGUAUAUCCUACACGCUAUCGCCGGCGCAGACCCCAACGACAACUACACUUCAGCCAUCCCCAAUAAUGGCGAGAUCCCAGACUACCCGGCCGCUUGCGACAUGUAUGGUCUCCGUGGCGCUCGGAUCGGCAUUCCUCGCAACGCCAUCGAGCUCUUCUCCGACAAUACCACGGGCACCGAAACCGAUGCGUUUGAGGAGACUCUCGAGGUCUUCAAGUCUGCUGGUGCCGUCAUUGUCGACAAUGCCAACUUCACCGCUGCGGAGCAGUUGGCAACAUCCAACUCUGAGACCAUCGUUCUAAAUGCAGACUUCAUCUCGAACUUGGCAUCCUAUCUCGCCGAGCUUACAGUCAACCCGAACAAUGUCAAGUCUUUGGCCGACGUCCGCGAGUUCACGCAAUCCUUUGACCUUGAGGACUAUCCUGAUCGUAACACGGGUGUUUGGGAUGAGGCUCUCGACGAGCAAGGGUUCAACAACACCGACCCGCGAUUCUGGGCCGCGUGGCAAGAGAGCGCAUUUCUCGGCGGCGAGGGCGGACUGUUCGGAACACUAGAGCGACAUGAUCUCGACGCCGUCAUCCUGCCGACCAGCUUUUCCAGCACCUGGGCUGCCAUCGUCGGGGCACCUGUGGUUACAGUUCCCCUGGGUUUCUAUCCCGCAAAUGCCACAGUGAUCAAGAACAGGAGAGGUAACCUCGUCGACACUGGUCCUCAUGUCCCAUUUGGUAUCAGCUUCCUCGGUGCAAAGUUCUCCGAGGCAAAGCUCAUUAGCCUGGCGUAUGCCUAUGAGCAGAGGACCAAGACGAGGGACAAGAUCCAGCCAUACAUCACGCCCAACGUCGAGAUUGGUGACUUCGCAGGGUACUAG